GGUGUCUUGCAACUGACGUAAUGCUCGGAGACUGAGGUCCUGACAAGCGAUAACAUUUCUGAUAAAGAACUGAUCUCCCUGCCAUCUCAAGCCCUGCUCUCUCUGGGUGCCUGCUCUUCCACCAGCCCUUGGCUUUUCCCUUUUCUGCCUUUUUUUUUUUUUCCGGGGGGGGGGGGUUAAAAAAAAAAUAGCCACCCCCCCAAACCAGGCACAUCCUAGAUCUAUUUCCUUUCUCUCGCUUUAAAAGCGGGGAGGAGGGGGGUGGGGGGGGGCAGGGAAAAAAAACCUCUUUUUUUCCUCUCCCCCCCCCCCUCCCCAAAAUCAUCCAAGAUCAACUCUGCAAACAACAGGAGACGGUUCAUGGCUCAGGCUAGCGCUCCUCCAUCUUCCGAGCUGCUGAGGUUAUUAUUGCCGAUUAAUCAACAGAAGAGCAGGAGGAGGUUGCAACCGAGAAGCUGCUGCAGUCCAGGCUGCUGCUCCUGCUGCUGCUGCUGCUCCUGCUGCUCCUGCUGCUGCUGCUGCUGCUGCAAGUUUUAUGAGAGACAUGACAAGAAGGGCACAAGCUAGAGACCAUCAUGAAGAGUAAUGUACAGAUCAGCUCUCAGAAUGUCUUCUGUGUCUUCCGUGCAUCUUCUCAGACAAUUGCAUUAGCCUCCUGCUAGUUGACUAAUAGAAUUAAUAAUUGUAAAAAGCAUUCUAAAGCCACAUGCCUUAUGAAGUCAAUGCUGGGUAUGAUUUUACAAAUAUGGUCCGGAAAAAGAACCCCCCUCUGAGAAACAUUGCUAGUGAAGGCGAGGUACUGACCCUCGAGCCUGUAGGUACCGAGAGCAAGGUGUCUGGAAGGAACAAAGAAUUUUCUUCAGAUCAGAUGCCAGAAAACACUGACCAGGGUGAUGCUUCAGAACUGAACAAUAAGGAGGAGCAGUGCAUGCAUGUUCAAGAUCCAUCUUCCAGCACUAAGAAGGACUUGAAAAGCUCAGUCCUUACAGAGAAGGCUGGCUUCAAUUAUGAAAGCCACAGCAAGGGAGGAAAUGUUCCAUCCUUCCCUCAUGAUGAGGUGACAGACAGAAAUAUGUUGGCUUUCUCAUCUCCAGCUGCUGGGGGAAUCUGUGAAUCCUUGAAGUCUCCUCAGAGAUCAGAUGCAGAUGACACCCAAGAUAUGGCCUGCCCCUCAGCGGGGGACCAUUUGGAGACCAAUGAAGAACAUCAGAUGUCACCCAAGGCUCCAGUGGAGACGGUGCGAGUGCAGAGUAGUCAGGCCGAUUGUCAGGGGUCAAGUCCGAUGUCCGUGGCCUCAAAAAACCCACAAGUGCCUUCAGAUGGGAGUUUGAGACUAAACAAAUCCAAACCCGAUUUGUUGGGAAAUGAUCAUCCAGAUGCGGCACCUCUGUCGCCGGAGCUCCAGGACUUCAAAUGUAACAUCUGUGGAUAUGGUUACUAUGGUAACGACCCCACCGACCUGAUUAAGCACUUCCGCAAGUACCACCUAGGACUGCAUAACCGCACGAGGCAGGAUGCUGAGCUCGACACUAAGAUCCUGGCCCUCCAUAACAUGGUGCAAUUCAGCCACUCCAAAGACUUCCAGAAAGUCAAUCGUACUGUGCUUUCCGGAGUGCUGCAGGACAUCAAUUCCUCCAGGCCUGCUUUGCUGAAUGGGACGUACGACGUGCAGGUUACUUCAGGUGGAACCUUUAUUGGAAUCGGACGCAAGACUCCCGAUUGCCAAGGAAACACAAAGUAUUUCCGCUGUAAAUUUUGCAAUUUCACAUACAUGGGCAAUUCAUCAACCGAACUAGAACAACACUUUCUGCAGACUCACCCAAACAAAAUAAAAGCCUCCCUCCCUUCCUCUGAAUCUGGGAAAUCUUCGGAGAAAACCUCGAACAAAUCCAGCCCCACCCUGCGGUCUUGCGAUGCUGGAGACUUGGGAAAGUGGCAAGACAAAAUCACCGUCAAAGCGGGAGACGACACUCCCGUUGGUUACUCAGUGCCCAUCAAACCCCUCGAGUCCUCAAAAUCAAACGGUACCGAUGCCACCAGUUACUACUGGUGCAAAUUUUGUAGUUUCAGCUGUGAAUCCUCCAGCUCAGUCAAACUGUUAGAACAUUACAGCAAGCAGCAUGGUGGAGGCCGGCCAGCGGGCUUCAAUCCAGAUUUGAACGAUAAGCUCUCCAGGGGCUCGGUCAUCAAUCAGAAUGACCUAGUCAAAGUUGCAGAGGGGGAACCAGCUACCAAGGCAGAGAAAGGUUCCGGCACUGCUAAAAAGAAAGACUUCUCCGUCAAGGGAGCAGAGGAUAAUAUGGUCACAAGCUACAACUGCCAGUUCUGUGAUUUUCGCUACUCCAAGAGCCACGGCCCUGAUGUUAUCGUAGUGGGGCCGCUGCUCCGCCAUUACCAACAGCUCCACAACAUUCACAAAUGUACCAUUAAGCACUGUCCGUUUUGUCCCCGGGGCCUCUGUAGCCCAGAAAAGCACCUUGGAGAGAUUACUUAUCCGUUCGCUUGCAGAAAAAGUAAUUGUUCCCACUGUGCCCUCUUGCUCUUGCACUUGUCUCCAGGGGCCGCCGGAAGCUCCCGAGUCAAACAUCAGUGUCACCAGUGUACCUUCUCAACUCCCGAUGUCGAUAUUCUGCUCCUCCAUUAUGAAAAUGCCCACGAGCCCCAGGCGCCGGAUGUCAAACAAGAAUCGAAUCACUUGCCAGGGGCUGAUGGGCCACUGACUGUCAAAGAAAACAAGGAGCACUCAUGUACCAAGUGUGACUUUGUUACCCACCUCGAAGAAGAGAUUUCCCGACACUACAGGAGAGCGCAUAACUGCUACAAAUGUCGUCAGUGCAGCUUUACAGCUGCUGAUACCCAAGCACUACUAGAGCACUUCAACACUGCGCAUUGCCUGGAAUUGGACAUCACUACAGCCAAUGGAGAGGAGGACAGCCAUGGCACGUCUGCUAUCAAGGAGGAGCCCAAAAUUGACCUAAAGGUCUAUAGUUUGAUCAACCCCGAUCCCAAAAUGGGAGAGUCAGUUUCUGACAGCAUGGUGAAGAGGGAGAAGUUGGACGAUAAAGAAGGGCUUAAAGAAAAAACCUGGACUGACAGUUCCAGUGAUGAUUUACGCAGUGUGACCUGGAGAGGAACAGACAUUUUGAGGGGGAGCCCAUCGUACACCCAGUCAGGACUCGGCCUUCUCACCCCCGGCUCUGCCAACCAAGAGCAGCCAAAGCCUUUAAGGGAUAGCCCAAAUGUAGAAGCUGCACACCUUGCUCGGCCCAUAUAUGGCUUGGCUGUUGAGACCAAGGGUUUUCUUCAGGGGGUUCCCGCAGGAGGAGGAGAGAAGUCCGGACCCCUCUCUCAGCCGUAUCCAGCCACAGGCGAUAACAAGUCUAAGGAUGAGUCCCAGUCUCUUUUACGGAGACGUAGAGGCUCUGGUGUAUUUUGUGCCAAUUGUCUGACCACAAAGACCUCUCUCUGGCGAAAGAAUGCAAAUGGUGGAUAUGUAUGCAAUGCGUGUGGCCUCUACCAGAAACUUCACUCGACUCCCAGGCCUUUAAACAUUAUUAAGCAGAACAAUGGUGAGCAGAUCAUUAGGAGACGAACGAGAAAGCGCCUUAACCCAGAGGCCCUCCAGACUGAGCAGUUAACCAAACAGCAGCGGGGUAGCUCUGAGGAGCAGCUCAAUGGAAGCCCAUUAGAAAGGAGGUCAGAUGAUCACAUACCGGAAGGUCACCAGAGAGAAAUCCAGCUCCCCGGUCUGAGUAAAUACGAGACGCAGGGCGCGUUGACUAAAAGCCAUUCAGCUCAGCAGCCGAUAUUGGUCAGCCAAACUCUGGAUAUUCACAAAAGGAUGCACCCUUUGCACAUUCAGAUAAAAAGCCCUCAGGAAAGUACUGGAGACCCAGGAAAUAGUUCAUCGGUGUCGGAAGGGAAGGGAAGCUCUGAGAGAGGCAGUCCGAUAGAGAAAUACAUGAGACCUGCGAAACACCCAAAUUAUUCGCCACCAGGAAGUCCAAUCGAGAAGUACCAGUACCCGCUCUUUGGACUCCCAUUUGUACAUAAUGACUUCCAGAGUGAAGCGGAUUGGCUGCGGUUCUGGAGUAAGUAUAAGCUGUCCGUUCCUGGGAACCCGCACUAUUUGAGUCAUGUGCCUGGCCUACCGAAUCCUUGCCAAAACUAUGUGCCUUAUCCCACCUUUAAUCUGCCUCCUCAUUUCCCAGCUGUUGGAUCAGACAAUGACAUUCCUCUAGAUUUGGCAAUCAAGCAUUCCAGACCUGGACCAACCGCCAAUGGCGCUGCUAAGGAGAAAACGAAAGCGCCAUCGAGUGUAAAAAAUGAAGGUCCCUUGAAUGUAGUAAAAACAGAAAAAGUCGAUAGAAGUACUCAAGACGAACUUUCGACGAAAUGUGUGCACUGUGGCAUUGUCUUUCUGGAUGAAGUGAUGUAUGCUUUGCAUAUGAGUUGCCAUGGUGACAGUGGACCUUUCCAGUGCAGCAUAUGCCAGCAUCUUUGCACGGACAAGUAUGACUUCACAACUCACAUCCAGAGGGGCCUACAUAGGAACAAUGCACAACCCGAAAAGAAUGGCAAAACUAAAGAUUAAAACCUUAGCACUUA
This is a messenger RNA of Ornithorhynchus anatinus (platypus), 4608 nucleotides long. It is a transcript of the gene TRPS1, whose product is annotated as transcriptional repressor GATA binding 1. Gene Ontology annotation, cellular component: nucleus. The transcript has 8 exons. Gene Ontology annotation, biological process: regulation of transcription by RNA polymerase II. NCBI's taxonomy places the organism in Eukaryota, Metazoa, Chordata, Mammalia, Monotremata, Ornithorhynchidae. Gene Ontology annotation, molecular function: zinc ion binding; DNA-binding transcription factor activity; RNA polymerase II transcription regulatory region sequence-specific DNA binding. The coding region runs from base 707 to 4594 and encodes 1295 amino acids. The record is from RefSeq and is a predicted model, not a curated record.